AUGUCUGUCCGCUUCGUCAGUGUUCCUGUCGUCAUCGACUGCACUGUAUUCAUUGACAAUGGCAGCGAGCUUCAGCAUCCACAGAGCCGCACAGGAAGCCCGGUCUCAUCCGCUCUCUUCUAUCCGAGGACCCGAGACUCAUUAAUCAGAAAGAUGACCUUACAGCAGGAUGGACGCACGCCCCUGCACUGGGCCGCGGGCGCCGACAACCUGAGUGUCCUGCAGCUGUUGCUCUCAUACCAGCCUGACCUCGAGGCCAGCGAUGCGAUGGGAUGGACGCCGCUGCUGGUUGCUGCCUCCUCCGGACACAAGCAGAAUGUUGCCGAGCUGCUUGACGUAGGCGCGAAGCUUGACGCCGUGAACGACAAGGGACAGGGUGCGCUGCACUACGCUGCGUCCAAAGGAAAUGUGCCGAUCAACAUCAAAGACCGCGCUUCCCAGCACCCUCUGCACCGUGCCGCAACAACGGGCAACGUCGCAAUGCUGAACGUCCUCCUCAACCCGCCAGAGGGUCGGCCGCGCACGAGGCUCAACACCUCUGACCGGGCGGGCAACACGCCUCUGCACCUGGCCAUGGAGAGCGGACACGGCGAGGCUGCUGUCGUACUCAUCGAGGCGGGCGCUGAUCGCGAGAGGCACAAUGCCGACAGCCAGUACCCCGAAGACAUCGAUGGCGUCGGCGGCGAGGAGCAGAAGCGCGUGCGACAGUACGUCCUGUCGCGAUGCGGACCUCGAGACGACUAA
Messenger RNA from Trichosporon asahii var. asahii CBS 2479, 744 nucleotides. RefSeq names its product proteolysis and peptidolysis-related protein. The coding region runs from base 1 to 744 and encodes 247 amino acids. The record is from RefSeq and is a predicted model, not a curated record. NCBI's taxonomy places the organism in Eukaryota, Fungi, Basidiomycota, Tremellomycetes, Trichosporonales, Trichosporonaceae. Gene Ontology annotation, molecular function: protein binding. The transcript is spliced from 5 exons.